CUGCACAUUCCGUCGGAAGCUCCUUACGAGGAGUGCGGCUCCACGGCGUCUCCUCCUCGCUCCGUCCCUGCCUCGCUGAAUUUAACUAAUAGACGCAGAAUUCCCGCAUGGACACCGGAAUGCCGCUGGAUGCCUAUAGCUCACAGUCACCGUGCCUGGCCGUGCGAGGUAGUGUAGAAGUGAUGAUUGGCGCCACCACUUCUCCGAUUCUUGAUCCCACGACUGUGUCGCGCUGACUCUCUUCCUUCACUUCCGAGGACUGUCCGCACCGCGUUUCACUCGCUCGCUUGCUCGACGAUUCGUGCUUGCGAUCAGCUUCUGCUCCUCUCUGCGGAAUCCUCUUUCUGUUAAGUUCAUUCCAUUUGCGCGGGCCGUUCGUCUCUCCUGGAUUAGUUAUUACAGUCUAGCUUGGUAAAGACGUAUCGGAACGUGGGUGGAUGCCUUCAGGUUGUGCAUGGGAUUGGUUGUGGUUUUAGCAAUGCGUGGGCCUGAGGUGCCUUGUCUUGCUUAGAUGGAGUUGCUGCACAUUGAGUUUGGACUCAUGUGCAGGGCAUCUGUGGUUUAUACUAGGGAAAGUCAAGUUUGCGUUGAACAAUUUCUGGAGUAAGGGGGCUGAUUAUGGAUUUGUCUUAGUGCUAAUCAACGGGAGUUGUAAUGAGUUAAGGUCAGUCAAAGCUUGUUUUGGCUGAAAUGAGUAAAGCUUGAUGAUAAGCACAUGCUUGUGGACACAGAAUCACAGCCGCCUGCUAGAGAACCGAAGACAUGCUUUUAUGACGGUGAAGACAAGUCUGUGAUAUUUCGGAUUCGCAACUUAACCAGUGAUCCGAGAGUGCAGCUGGACGAGGUGAAUCUUUUACUAAGAAGUCCUGAUGUUUGCAGCAAAUAAUUGUUGUAAAUGGGAUGUAUGGAACCAUGCAGCCUGCAAUCGAGUUGCAAGGGUUUUGGCUCUUACUCAUGGAUACCACAUUGAGCGGGUAUUGAGACACUAUCAGUUGUCUUGCGAUGACAACGAUGAAAUGUAGUGUGCGCUUGUGCUACAAAAAGGGAGCGGGAUUGAUCAUGCGUUUCUUUUCUCGCAAAAGAAACCCUGUGCGACAUGUUGCAGGACUGGUGGUGUUCAUUUUCGUGGGUUGGGUAUUGGCUUCCAUAAUUGGGGUGGUACUCUAUAACAGCUCUUUGAAGUCUAGGAACAGGGAAUUCAGCCUCAAGUGCGACAAUCACAAGGAGAUCCUCAGGUCCGAAGUGGAGAAUAACCUGAAUGCAUCAUUUGUGGCACUGGGACUGAUUGCCGGUGUUCCUUAUGUUAACGAUUCUAUCUGGAAGAAUUUUACACGGCGAACAUUGUUUCUACGACCUAACGUAAGAACGCUGGUGUAUUGUGAGCGUGUGCUGGCCAGCCAGCGUUCGGAGUUUGAGCGCAAGUACAAUGCGACAAUCGUGACAAUUCUUCCAAAUGGGACACGUUGGAAACGGGGACCAGCAGACGAAUAUGCGCCCGUUGUCUUUCAGACUGAAGAUGUGGACCUUUAUAUGUAUGACGCUGGGUCCUCUCCUAUUCUAGACGAAGCACUUGUUAAAGCGCGUGAUACAGGUCUGUUUACCCUGUCGCCACCGAGCCCAAGGCAAAGCACAUUUCAAAUGGGAGCUUAUUUAGCCUACUAUGGCCCUGGCAAAGACUCAAGAAGUUUUCUCAGUGCUGCUGCAAGGAAAAGUGCAUGCGUGGGCUAUGUGGCAACAGUACUCGAUAUCGUCGAAGUGUUUGGUGCCGUCCUUUCCAGGUUCAUCGCCAAUGAGGACAUGGAUGUUGUGGCUGUGUACAACGUGGACCCUAAUACAACACCCCACGUAUCUUACAACUGUAGUACAACUCUCAAACCUUGUGUCCUUCCAUUAUUUGAUCCAGCAAAUCGGUCAAAGGAGCAUAGUGAUGUAUUCGUCGCAUGGGAGGUCGGGUCACAGAACUUUGAACUCCGAUGUUUGCCCAGGAGCAACAUGAAGCUCUUAGCUUUUCGGAGUGUCGUAGCAUGGCCUCUUCUGCUGGCCAUGGUGGUCCUCUUCUGUGCAAUUAUCGUGUAUCUUGUGUUGAAGCGGAUGCUGGUGAUUGAGAAAGACGUGUCUCUUAUGGAGAAAGUGAAUGCCAAACUCACGGCUGCAACCAUGGCGGCUGAAGCUGCUGAGAAGGCCAAGUCAAGUUUUCUAGCUACAGUUUCUCACGAGAUAAGGACCCCUAUGAAUGGAGUUAUCGGAAUGACAAACCUGCUGAUGGGGACAGAGCUCAAUGCACAGCAACGUGAGUACGUGAAAAUUGCACAAGCUAGUGGAAAGGCUCUACUAGCACUUAUCAAUGACGUUCUGGAUUUAUCCAAGAUUGAAGCGGGAAAGAUGGAAGUUGAGUCAGUUAAGUUGGACAUUCGGAAUGAAUUCGAUGAAAUCUUCUCAUUUCUUGACGAGAAAGAUUCCAACAAUCAUCUUGAGAUGGUAGCUUUGAUUCACGAUGCAGUGCCAUCUUGCUUAAUGGGAGACCCGACCCGCAUUCGUCAGAUCCUUUUCAACCUUGUCAGCAAUUCCAUGAAGUUCACAAAGCAGGGAAGUAUCUUCAUAUGCGUUCGGAUGCUCGACUCAUGCCAUUCUGAUCGCCUGCACCCACCUCCGGAAGUGAUCUAUGACCUUUCUCGGUCAAAGCUUUUUUUUCUAGGGAGUGUAAACAAUACACAAGUGGUGCCCAAGUCUCCCAGUGGAAGUGACACGACCGGUAUGGUAGGAAGUGAUCGGGACACAAUAUGUAGAGGAGGAUCCACGAGGCUAUCUGAGAUGCAUCUGGUGGCACCCAGGCUGAGCAUGGUACCAGGCCCAUUGAGUUCACGGGAAGCUGUUGCAGCAUGGAGGAGAUGGGAGCCCAAGAGAUCGGUUGAGACCACCGAGUCAAACCCGGUCACUCUUGUUAUCUCUGUCGAAGACACAGGUAUCGAUGUUCCACUUCAUUUACACAAUCGCCUAUUCCAACCUUUUCUUCAAGCUGACAGUAGCAGCUCGAGGGAAUAUGGAGGCACUGGUGUUGGUUUAUCGAUAUGUAAGAAACUGGCAAUGUUGAUGAAAGGAGAUCUGACGGUGAGCAGCAACCCUGGAGAAGGUAGUGUUUUUGAGUUAACGGUUACUCUAGGGCGGGCUCCACAGCCAAAGUGUUCAAACUCGUCGGGAUGUUGUACAACUCCUGACCAGCGACCUCCCUUGGAAUCUGAAAAAUUGAGGGGAUUUAGGGUUAUUUUGGUUGAUACCCAUCCUGUACGGCAGGAAGCAUAUGCGAGCUACUUAAGGAGACUAGGUGUGGUGGUUGAAGAGACGGAAGACUUAGAUGGGACUCUAGAGUUGGUCAGGAGGAAAGAGAAUUCAUCCUCAGCACAAGCAAUCAUUGUAGUUUUGCAAGGAGUAGAUAGAGAAUUAACCAUGGAAAUAGGCCAACGUGUGAGGACAGAACCUGGUUAUGAGACUCUACCGAUAAUAGCGCUCACCUGCACACCACUACCUGAUGAGCUGAAAACAGCUGGAUAUUCGUCUACUAUCUUCAAGCCUUUACGCCAUGCUACAGUUGCCACGAUAUUGUUGCAAGCUUUAGGAGUUCGAUUUCAAAUGUCUACUAAGAAAGUGGCUCCAAAUCCUAAACUAUUAACCGGGAAACGCCUUCUAGUGGUUGAUGACAAUAUGGUCAACCGAAGAGUUGCUACCUCAAUGCUAGCCCGGUACGGUGCCACCGUUGUUAAAGUUAAUGGAGGAAUGGAAGCAGUCAACGCAGUACGCAAUCAGAAGCCUGACGAGGCAUAUGAUCUUGUCUUGAUGGACAUUCAGAUGCCAGAGAUGGAUGGUUAUGAAGCCACUCGACAAAUUCGAAAGUUGGAAAUUGAGAACUGUGAGCAGUGCGCUGACAGUGAGGCUUCUGAAGAGCUUUUUAAGUGCUUUCAUCACCAUCUUCCCAUCGUAGCAGUCACAGCAGAUGUCAUGAAUGGAACUCACGAACUUUGUUUUGAUGCUGGCAUGGAUGACUACAUUUCCAAGCCUUUGGACCAGAAGCAACUUUAUUCUCUACUGGAACACUUCGUACAAGGAGAGCUAGGAGGCCAAUUGAAGAGUAGGUCACAAUGACAACCGAGGAUAACAGGGUCUUCUCUGAGAUACUGAAUGUCCAGUUCAGAAUCUUUUUCAAAAAAAAUGCGUGUUAGUGGCGGUUUCCGACAAAUACUCUCGGAGCAUCUCCUAGCGCUGGAGUGGAUAUUGUUGAAUCUUGCCAGAGUAAUAGUUCGGCAGCUUUAUUCCUUGAUUGUACGUUGGUGGUUGAGGAGGAAACUUUUGACUUGUGUUUGCAAUCAGAAGAGAAAAUUCUAGAUGACCAUUGACACUCACAGUAGUGAAUUCUGUAGCUGAACUGGUUGGUUCCAAUUCGUGUCUUGUUAAUCUUAAUAAAGUAAAUCCAACCUUGUACAUUAUCCUUUUAUUA
Molecule: messenger RNA, 4489 nt
Organism: Physcomitrium patens
Lineage: Eukaryota; Viridiplantae; Streptophyta; Bryopsida; Funariales; Funariaceae
Source: RefSeq, a predicted model, not a curated record